AUGGCAGACACUCAGGAAAUCGCCAUCGCUCAAGCUCAAGCACCAUUCGAUGAUCAUAAUUGUGAUAUCAUCCUCCGUUCGGCCAAUGAUGUCGAUUUCCAUGUCUUCAAGCUCAUUCUUUCGCUCAUGUCACCCGUGUUCAAAGACAUGUUUGAGCUACUGCAGAGCGAAUCACAGUCAGACGUAUCGUCCGUGCCCGUCAUUACUGUGACUGAAAGUAGCACGACCCUUGAGUCCCUUCUUCUACUCUGCUAUCCUGCCACCACCCCGACCUUCGACAGCUUGGAUGAUGCAAAGGUUGUGAUGAAAGCAGCUAGUAAGUAUGACAUGCAAGCGGCCCUCAGCCGUGCAGGGGACCUCGCGAUGGCACAGUUUUUACCAAAUCACUUUCUCGAGCUAUACGCUCUCUCUUCCGCUACCCGGACCCUUGAGACCAAAGAUCUAGGACGACCCAGCAAUAUGUUUAAUGGUAUGCGAGACAUCACCGCUUUGGAUCACCACAGACGCCUCGAAUACCAUUAUAAAUGUGGCAUCGCUGCUCAAUCAGUCGGAAGCUCUCUUUCCUAG
Molecule: messenger RNA, 567 nt
Organism: Suillus subaureus
Lineage: Eukaryota; Fungi; Basidiomycota; Agaricomycetes; Boletales; Suillaceae
Exons: 2
Coding region: 1-567 (188 amino acids)
Molecular function (GO): protein binding
Source: RefSeq, a predicted model, not a curated record